Molecule: messenger RNA, 1704 nt
Organism: Acanthamoeba castellanii str. Neff
Lineage: Eukaryota; Discosea; Longamoebia; Acanthamoebidae
Exons: 4
Coding region: 1-1704 (567 amino acids)
Source: RefSeq, a predicted model, not a curated record
AUGGCCCACUGGGUGUACUGGUGGUACGUGGUCAUUGUGCUGGCCUUUCUGGGACCAGCAUGCCUCACCGACAAAGACAAUGCAGACUUCAAGGCCCUUCUCAAUCCUGAUAUCUUCUGCUUGAUCAAGAUCAGCGCCAUUGGAAUGGAGAGAAUCCUUGGGCCAUUCAUGAGUGUGCUGCUGGCAGCUGAGAAGGUGAUGGGCUACGUUGGGCGCCUGGAGAAGCUGGUAGAGCUGACCCUUGCACUCUACACAAGCCUGGCCACAAUGAUCAGCUUCUUCUUGAAUGAUGCCGCACUCCAACCACAUCGGCUCACCACCAGCGACCUGACUGAGAAGAUCAAGCAGUUAGCUCCUAAAUGGGGCACACAUGUCGCCUCCAUCUUGUUGUCAGACCUGCGGUUUACUCCAUUCCUUGCUGACUUGUCUCCCUUGUCAGCACUAGUCCCACUGGAUUGUGCCUCACCACCAUCAUCAGCACGACCCACAUCCAUCUCCUCCUCGUCCUUCAGCCUCUGCCUCUCGCCCAAUGCAUUGUACCCUACGCCUGCCCUUCUCAAGGAUCUGAAAUCACCAACACCAUUCACCAUCAUGAAGAGCACAGGUCCAUGCACCUUGCAGAUCAUCAUCCCCAAGAACCCUCCCCACAAGACUGCCCAUCAAUUCCUCCUGUGGAUGCAGCUGUACACAGCAGUGAUGCUUGUCACAUUCAAGAAGCUAGACAGCAAGUAUCUCAUGGCCAGGGAGUAUGCACAAGAUCCCUUCAUGUGUGAUCUUGUUCUGCUGGUGAUGAUGUGGCCAAUUGAGUGUGUCUUUGGCGAGACUGGAGAGCACCUGAAGGAGAGCAACAACAACAUCCGUGCUGCCAUCCUCUCCACGUGUGUGGCCUGCAAUGAGUACCCCAACAAUAGCACCAUGAUGGAGGGCUACAUGAAUGCCUUCCCAAAUAUCAUGCAGGAGGCAUGUACAGAGCUGCAGAGGGCCAUGAAGAGAAAGGAGAUGGACGCCAUCGCUGAGAGCAGGUUCACUGAAGAGGCCCAGCAGGAGCAUGAGAAGGCAGCCAGACGAAGUGCGCUCGAGGCAGAGAACGCGGCGGUGACGGCUGUCAUGGCGCAGCACAGCUCUGCACUGGCCCAGCAGUCUGUCACAUGUGGCACCAUGAAGGCGUUCCUGCAAGAGAGGAGGAAGAGUGGGUGGGUCAUGCCACAGCCUCCAACGUUGCCUGUGCUCUCCAAGAUGAAGUGCACGGACCUCAUCAACGCCAUUCGCAUGCUUGCUGCUGCACCGUGCGACACGAUCACGCUGCCCACGAGUGUCAGCGAGCCCGAUGACGGCGAUGACACCCCUCUGUCGACUGCAACAUUGUGUGGCGGUGGCGAUGACAGGGAGGAGGUGGAUGAGGAUGGGGCAGAUGAAGUGGGUGAGGGGGAGCUGUACCAGGAUGAUGACGACUCAGACAUUGACGUGGCCACAUAUGAUGUGUUCAUGGAUGCUGCCCUUCUUGAGGUGGCUGUGGAGGAGACAGCAAAGGCUGCUGUGGAUGCUGAGAAAGCCACGCUCGCCACCAAUGCUGAGCAUGGCGCCCUCAGUGCUCCCCUCCUGUUGCCUGCCCCCACAUGGACCUCUGUCUUGGUUGCAAGCUUCCUUGCCCAGCACAAUGUUGGUGUUGGCCUUGCUUGGGUCCAUCGUCCUCCUCCUUGUUGA